Messenger RNA from Brachypodium distachyon (stiff brome), 2760 nucleotides. RefSeq names its product probable protein S-acyltransferase 19. Gene Ontology annotation, cellular component: Golgi apparatus; endoplasmic reticulum. Gene Ontology annotation, biological process: peptidyl-L-cysteine S-palmitoylation; protein targeting to membrane. Lineage: Eukaryota; Viridiplantae; Streptophyta; Magnoliopsida; Poales; Poaceae. Bases 143 to 2206 code for a protein of 687 amino acids. The transcript has 9 exons. The record is from RefSeq and is a predicted model, not a curated record. Gene Ontology annotation, molecular function: protein-cysteine S-palmitoyltransferase activity.
CUCCCGUUAUUACUGAACUACCAAGUACCAAGCCCCCCUAGAAAGGAAGGGGACUGCACUGCAGGCCUCCCCCCUCUGCUGCCGCCUGCCGUCGGGGGAGGUGAUCCCGGGGACCGCCGCCACCGAGGAGAGGGGGGCGACCAUGGCGAGGAAGCACGGAUGGCAGCUCCCAGCACACACCCUGCAGAUCGUUGCAAUUACUGUAUUCUUCCUUCUGGUGGUUUCAUUUUAUGCCUUCUUUGCACCAUUUCUGGGAAAGCAAGUCUUUGAGUAUGUUGCGAUAGGCAUUUAUACUCCCAUGGCGUUGGCUGUUUUUAUCCUUUAUGUCCGGUGCACAAGUAUUAAUCCUGCUGAUCCUGGGAUCAUGUCAAAGUUUGAGGAUGGCUUUAUCAAUGUACCAGCCAACAAUGAUGGAUUGGAAGGCAUAAACUUGCCCCAGAAAGCAAACAGUGCUACUGGAACACACUCUCCAACAUCUACUUGCAAAAGCUCUCUAGAUGGCCAUUCUAAUCACAGAGGUUCAUCUAUAGGGGAAGCAAACACAAAUCUAAGCUCACAACUGCCGAAGAAAAGAUCAAGCUGUUUCUUCUUUGGAGGGCUUGUGUGUGCUUUAUUUGUCAAGGAGGACUGCCGGAGAACUGAUGAUUCAGAGCAACAACCUAAUGGCGAAGAAGCUCUGUUUUGCACAUUAUGUAAUGCCGAGGUCCGUAAAUUCAGUAAACACUGCAGAAGUUGUGACAAGUGUGUGGAUGGAUUUGAUCAUCAUUGUCGGUGGCUGAAUAAUUGUGUUGGGCGGAAGAACUACUUCACAUUUAUUGCUCUGAUGGCAAUCAGUCUCCUAUGGCUUGCAAUUGAAUUUGGAGUGGGCAUUGCUGUUCUUGUUAUAUGCUUUGUUGAUAAAAAUUCAUCAAGAAACAUCCAAGACAAGCUUGGAAAUGGCUUGACACGUGCUCCAUUUGCUGUUAUCGUGGGUAUAUUCACUUUUCUUUCGUUAGUGGCAUGCGUACCUUUAGGGGAGCUUUUCUUCUUCCACAUGAUAUUGAUCAGAAAGGGGAUCUCAACCUACGAUUAUGUGGUGGCAAUGAGAGCUAUGAGUGAGGGACUUCCAGAAGAUGAGGAAGGAGCAAAUAUCAUAUAUUCCCCAUCAAAUUCAGCAACAACCGGAUUCAGUGUUGGAAGUUCUCUUGGCCUUCACCACAAGGGUGCUUGGUGUACACCUCCAAGAGUAUUUAUUGAUCACGAUGAAGUGAUCCCACAUUUGGACCCUGGGAUGGUACCAUCAACCGUUGAUCCUGAUGCUGCCGGAUAUGCCGACAGAGCAAACAAAUCCAAGAAGCCAAUUAAGAUAAGUGCCCGGAGCCUUGCAAAGCUGGACAGAAAUGAGGUAAUGAAAGCUGCAGCAAAAGCUCGGGCCUCAUCCUCCGUUCUCCGACCAAUAGAUGCCCGCCAUGGUCAUGAAGCUGAUAUCAGCUCCAGUGGCAAUGCCAGCGUCAGGAGUAGCAUGAGUGUUGACUACAGCGGUACAAAGGAAUCAAGGAGUGAGAUGAGGCUGUCUCCUCUUCAGAAUUCAUACCCACAGAGUGUUGCAAGCCAGGAUGACUAUGAGACUGGCACACAGACUGCAAGCAGUUUAAGUAGCCCGGUCCACAUCCACAAGCUUGCCUCGCAUUCUCAGUUCCGUGCAGCACCUCAUCCAGCUCCACUUCCUGAAAGGCCUGCUCCAGGGAUUACAAGGCCACCUGUUCCUUCUACACAGAUAAUCAACCCAAUGUUCCAGUCAGCCACAUCGUAUGUCCGGGAGAACCGAAGAGCCUCUGUUGUAUGGGAUCAAGAUGCUGGUCGGUACGUGUCAGUGCCCGCACAAUCAAGAACAGGGCCUGGUGUUGAGCUGCCUGCAAGAAACCCAGGUUUCUUGGCGAAUCCCAGCGGGGAACCAGGCAACCAUGGGAGAAAUCUUGCGCCUGCGAACACAUCGUCAUCAGCAAUUCCGUCAGGGCAGCCAUCCGAGAGACUGACAUACACGGGGCAAUCGAUAUUCUUUGGUGGGCCCAUCCUGAGUGCAACUGGCAUCAACGCUGAAAGGACUGAGGCAGGCACAAGAGCGCGCCCUGAAGGAAGCAGAGAUCCCAAUGUCCACCAGCGUGACGUCCGUGGCGAGAGGGCUCGGACUGGCUCCUUCCCGGUGUUUGAGCCUGGGAAUUUCUAGAGGAAUCUGCUUUAUUGACGUUGACUUCUACCAGCUGUUUUCCUGUUCUCUAUGUCAUCUGCUCAUGUGCCACCAUGACAAUGGGGUGAUGUUGAUGCACUGCACCCGCAUGAAGAAUCUGAACUGCUGAAACGGUUGCCUUCUGGGGUUGCAGCAAGGAGAAGCAGAGACCUCAAGAAUCACACAGAGAUGACGAUCUUCAGAGCUCAAUAGCGAGCGAAGAUGGUGCUAACUUUGUUCGAUGUUACAAACUGACUGAUCAAUACCCGUUGUUUCCUUUAGUGUGUGUUAGGAGUUGUUUGAUGUGUUUGACGCGUAGUAGAGAAGAGCCGAUCAAGCUCUUCCUGAUGUAAAAUCGUUUGAUUUACAGCUGACUUUCUUGCACAUUGGAGACCUGGGGAGUGAUCAUUACUAGCUGCUGUUUUAUUAAUGUCUCGUAGUUCUGCUUCUACCCCACAUGUGUGAUGUGUGUAAUGUCAAGGCAUCAUCUCCAAUUGUUUGGUGUCAGCUGCGCCUUAGCUAUGUAAUUUCAGAGCAUUCGAUUGUUUUGGUUA